Austrofundulus limnaeus is the source of this 3089-nucleotide messenger RNA. RefSeq names its product RNA binding motif protein 25b (gene rbm25b). The transcript is spliced from 17 exons. Gene Ontology annotation, biological process: regulation of alternative mRNA splicing, via spliceosome. The coding region runs from base 158 to 2596 and encodes 812 amino acids. Gene Ontology annotation, cellular component: spliceosomal complex. Gene Ontology annotation, molecular function: mRNA binding. The record is from RefSeq and is a predicted model, not a curated record. Lineage: Eukaryota; Metazoa; Chordata; Actinopteri; Cyprinodontiformes; Rivulidae.
CAUGCGUCAAUGCGUCUGAAGGCCCGCGAGCAGCUAACGUGCUAAAACAGCAGCGUACUGAACGUUUUCGUUACUUUCGCCAUCAUUAACCUUUUCUUUUACUGAAUUUACUUUCAGUUACACGCGACCCGGUUAAGUGGUCACGUUAAUUUUCAGGAUGUCCUUCCCUCCUCAUUUAAACCGGCCUCUGUUGCCCCCACCUGGGAUUCCUCCUCAGUAUGCUGGGUUCCCCUCAGUUGCAGGAGCUCCAAUGAUCCCGGUUCACAUGGGCAUCAUGGCCCCCGCCCCUGCAGUCAUGGUCCAGUCUCUUCCAGUCGUCAGUAAGCCUCCCGUUCCAAAGAAGGACAUUUCAGCUUUGCGAGCCAAAGAUGACGAGGGCAGUGGGCCCACCACCACUGUGUUUGUUGGGAACAUAUCAGAAAAAGCUUCAGACAUGCUGAUCAGACAGCUGCUGGCGAAAUGUGGUAUUGUUUUGAGCUGGAAGAGAGUUCAAGGAGCCUCUGGCAAGCUUCAAGCUUUUGGUUUUUGUGAAUACAAAGAGCCAGAGUCCACCCUGCGAGCUCUGCGAUUGCUUCACGACUUGCAGAUUGGGGACAAAAACCUGCUAGUGAAGGUGGAUGCAAAGACUAAAUCUCAGCUGGACGAGUGGAAGGCCAAGAAGAGGACUGCUAAUGGGACUAAGAAGGCAGAGGAUGGAGGAGAUGAAGAGGAGGUUCUUGACGAGGAAACGAAGAGAAGAGAUCAGCUGGUCAGAGAGGCCAUUGAUGGAUUGAUGCGGGAAUAUGCUGCAGAACUUAACGCCCCUUCUCAGGACGAGGAGUCUCAGCGACGGAAAAGAAAAAAGGAAAAGAAAGAAGAGGAUGAUAUUAACACCAUUGACAUUGAAGAGGACAAGAGAGACCUGAUUUCCAGAGAGAUUAGUAAAUUUCGGGACACUCACAAGAAACUGGAGGAGGAGAAGGACAAGCGGGAGAAGGAGCGGCAGGAGUUUGAGCGAGAGAGGAGGGAGCGCGAAAAGGAGCGAGAGCGGGAGCGGGAGCGGCGGGACCGCGAGCGGGAGAAGGAGCGAGAGCGGGAGAGGGAGCGAGAGAGGGAACGGGAGCGGGAGAGGGAGAGAGACAAGGACCGGGACCGCAAGACCAGAGAGAGGGAGAGAGAGCGAGAGAGAGACUGGGACAGAGACAGGAGCGCCGACCGCAGCCGGUCAAGAGAGUUGAGUCGUGACAGAGAGCGAGAAAAGAAACGGGACCAGGAAGAUGAGGAGGAGGCUUACGAACGCAGGAAACUGGAGAGGAAACUCCGGGAUAAAGAAGCAGCGUACCAAGAGCGUUUGAAAAACUGGGAGCUGAGGGAGAGGAAGAAGGCCAGAGAUUAUGCCAAAGAGACUGAAAGAGAAGAUGAGCGCAGACGAGAAAUGGUAAAAGAAGGCAAACGGUUAAAGGAGUUUCUUGAAGAUUACGAUGAUGACAGAGAUGACCCCAAGUAUUACAGGGGCAGUGCGCUGCAGAAACGUCUCAGAGACCGAGAGAAGGAGAUGGAGGCAGACGAGCGUGACAGGAAGAGAGAGAAGGAGGAGCUGGAGGAGAUCAGACGGAGGCUGUUAGACGAGGGACACCCAGACCCGGACGCAGAGCUGCGCAGGAUGGAGGAGGAAGAGGAGGAGCGUCUGAGACAGCCCCCCGUCAUCCAAGAACCCGAACCCGAGGAGCAGCGCGACAUCCACCGGAGUUCACGAGACCACCGGGAACGGAAACCGGAACAGGAAACGGUAGAACCCCGGUCGCAGCCCAGCCACUCGGAUGAGGAGGUGGAGGAGGGCGAGGAGGAGGAGGAGGAUUACGACAACGAAGAAGAAAACUCCAACGUGAAACCGCAGUUGAAGCCCACGAUGCGGCCCAUCACAGCCGCGCCCUCCGUGUCCUCGGCGAGCGGCGGCGCGUCUCCCAACACUCCCGGAGACGAGUCACCCUGCGGCAUCAUCAUCCCCCAUGAGAACUCACCUCCAGACGCUCUGCCGCAGGAGGAGCACCGGCCGAAGAUCGGCCUCAGCCUCAAGCUGGGCGCUACAGGAAGCCCCGGCCAACCCCACGCAGGCAAGAGGAAGAAGCUGCCGGUGGACAGCGUCUUCAACAAGUUCGACGACGAAGAGGCUGACGAACAGCCGCGCAAGCGGAAGCUGGUGCCCCUGGAUUACGACGACGAAAAGAGCCUGGGCGUGGACGGCGCCGGGCUCUCCAGCAUAAAGGGGGGCAACUCUGAGGAGAAACACAAACACAUCAAGAGCCUGAUCGAGAAGAUCCCCACAGCAAAGCCUGAGCUGUUCAACUAUCCACUGGACUGGUCCAUGGUGGACACGACGUUGAUGGAGCGGCGAGUUCGGCCCUGGAUCAAUAAAAAAAUCAUAGAGUACAUCGGUGAGGAGGAAGCUACGUUAGUGGACUUUGUGUGCUCAAAGGUGAUGGCUCACAGUAUGCCGCAGAGCAUCUUGGAUGAUGUUGCUAUGGUUCUUGAUGAAGAAGCGGAGGUCUUCAUAGUGAAGAUGUGGCGGUUGCUUAUUUAUGAAACCGAAGCAAAGAAAAUCGGACUGGUAAAAUAAAGUGUAACCACUGGAAGAAGAGGACCCACACCCCGCAUUGUGUACAGUAGUGUAGUGUCAUCCCAAACAGUCUCUGCCGGUUCUGCUCAUUCUCAAUGUUUUUUUAUUUUUUCUUCAACACUCAGGCUGGAUGCACCUUGCAGGUGCUGUUAAUGUUCCUCCUGUGUUCAAAGUGGCUGAUCAGUUUUGAAAGCUGUCACACGUUCGCUGCAGUAACACAACUGAAGACAGGAACUUGUUUGAGGACUUUGACUUCAACUUACAUGAAUGUGGACUUUUUUUAAUGGAGGUUUUUAUGGGUUGAAGCAACUUGAGCCCAUCUCUUCAUCACAUUCCUGACAGAUAAGUUGGGAUGUUCACGAAAACAGCUACAGUAACUUAUCCUGGUCACUAUAGAAAGCUCAGAACAGGGACAGUUAUGUGAACUUGUGAAGACCUCCAUUGUAUUUUUUGUAUUGAACAUUUGAUUAAACCUUCGUUUCUGUUUUUUAAA